AUGCCUGUUAUCGAUGGCGAAAAAUGGGCUUGCUCAUCCUGCAUCAAGGGUCACCGAGUAAGCGGUUGCAAUCACACGGAUCGUGAUCUCCACCAUAUCAACCCCAAGGGCCGUCCGGUCAAGCAAUGCGAACACUGUCGCGGUGCGCGCAAGUCCAAGUCCCACCACGCCAAAUGCGACUGUGGCGACAAGAAGGACAAGGACUCGCACAAGGACAAAAGCGAGGCGAAGACCCACGACAACCGAUGCCAGUGCCAUUCGGGUGGAAAAUGCCUGUGCGGCACCAAGAAGGAUGACCUUGAUCUCAAGGUGGAUACCUCCCGCCAGACUCUCCACGACGCCCGUGCCAAGCCCAAACUGACUGGCACCCACUCGGAAAGCCAUCUGACUGUCUUUGCAAACGGCCACCACAAGCCUUGCCAUCGCAACAACAACACUGCCCAUGUGUCCGGAAUGCCCUACAAGAUUCCGCGUCCACACACCCUGCACGGCCACUCGGCUUUUGCUGCUUUGGCGCAAGACAAUCAUGCUCGCCCCCAGCCAGACGUCCAGACGCAACGAUCCAUGGAUACCCUGUCGCUGUCCAACAACGAGUUUCAUGCCAUGUUUGGCUCUACGCAGCGAUGUGCCGACAAGCCUCCCGUCGCAAGCGCAAGCACCAGUCUCGACGCCUUCGCUUUCAACGACAUGUUCAGUAAUCAGGUUGGUAUGUUUGCUCAGGGCGGUGAUUCUCCCGACAGCAACGUCAGCGAUACGUUUUCCAACCAGCAGUGGCCCUGGAUGACCAAUACAAUGACGCCCGUCACUGGCGCAUUUGCAAUGGGUAGCCUGUCAACGUCGCCUUCGCAAGAUUGUCUCCCAAACCUAGACAAGGACUGGGCUGGCUUUGACCCGCUGUGGUCUGCAACAGACCUCCCACUGGAUCCAAGCAAGUUCAACGACGAACUGGCCCAGCCGACAUCGCACAGCGGAGAGUCCAAGCAAAGCGGUCCAGGCCUUACUGUGGCUUCGUCUACGCAUUCUGAAAUUGGCGAGGGUGGCUUGUUUGGUGACGUCGACUUCAAACCCCCCCAGUCGGCAGCCAGCGAGUCGCUGUUCUGGGAAGAUACUCCUGCGUAUCGCUUCAACCCCUCGGUGCCCAGUGAACCCGUCAACGUGCCCGUGUCCAUGGCCGCAGCUACUUCGGCUCCAAUGACCAACAUGCUUGGGUUUGAGUCGCUGUAUGCCAAGAGCAUUGCUGCUGCACCCGCAACGAUGACGAGCACGGCUUCGUCGGACUUUGCCGAGGCUGGCGCAAUGCAAAUGGGCAGCCAUUAUGAAAGCGGGCUUCCCGUAGACCCGUGGCAACUAGACCAGAGCAAUGGUGCAUUCAGUGCCAUGAGCAACAAUGUUGACAUGUCAUGUUUUGCCAAUAACAACAACAACAAUUGGUUCUAG
Bipolaris zeicola 26-R-13 is the source of this 1437-nucleotide messenger RNA. RefSeq lists its product as uncharacterized. NCBI's taxonomy places the organism in Eukaryota, Fungi, Ascomycota, Dothideomycetes, Pleosporales, Pleosporaceae. The transcript is spliced from 3 exons. Bases 1 to 1437 code for a protein of 478 amino acids. Gene Ontology annotation, biological process: intracellular iron ion homeostasis; positive regulation of transcription by RNA polymerase II; intracellular copper ion homeostasis. Gene Ontology annotation, cellular component: nucleus. The record is from RefSeq and is a predicted model, not a curated record. Gene Ontology annotation, molecular function: DNA-binding transcription factor activity, RNA polymerase II-specific; RNA polymerase II cis-regulatory region sequence-specific DNA binding; copper ion binding.